AUGGCAAGCAAGAAAAACAAAAAAAGAAAACAGAGAGGAUCAGGCUCUUCGACUCACAGUGAGUCCGACAUGAUAAACAAACAAGGAGACCACGAAGACAUUAGAAGCUCUAUCGACGCCUUGAUCAAAGCUUUGGAAGCGGGAUUCGCCAGCUUACGCGCCGACUUCGAAAAACUUAGACAAGAACUCAAACAUGAGAUAGAAGAAAUGAAAAGUGAAGUAAAAUCGCUAAAAGAAAGCGUAAGAUUUACACAAGACGAGGUGGACACGUUGAGGGAAGAUUCAAAGAGAAACACGGAGGAAAUGAAAGAAGGUCUGGAAGAUCUCAGCAUGAGAGUAGCACAGUUGGAAAAGAAAUUGGAAACUGCAGUAGAAGAAAAUAUUAAGCUUGAACAAUACACCCGUCGAGAAAACUUACGUUUUAACAAUAUUGCAGAGCAGGAAGGCGAGGAUUGUAAAGCUCUGAUUCGUGGCGUAAUUCAAAACGAAAUGGGCAUAGACGCGUCGCACAUAAAAUUCGAUGCAGUUCACAGAGUGGGUAAGAAAAUCCAGAAUAGAUGCAGACCCAUCAUCGCCCGUUUCAUCAGCCGUGAAGACAGGAACGAAAUUUGGAGCAACAGAGGUAAGAUAAAGCAUUCAAACAAUUACCCCGAUGCCUACCUAACCGAAGAUUUCGCGAAAGCGAUACAAAAUGAAAGAAAGGUAUUAAUCAAAGCGAUGAUGAAGGCAAGGGAAAGUCAAGGGCAUCCAAACGCGAAGGUUGUUGGACGAUAUCUUUUAAUUAAUAACGAAAGAUAUGAUUAUAAGAAUAUCCCAGCCUACUUAAAGUAA
This is a messenger RNA of Pocillopora meandrina, 831 nucleotides long. NCBI's taxonomy places the organism in Eukaryota, Metazoa, Cnidaria, Anthozoa, Scleractinia, Pocilloporidae. The record is from the annotation of a GenBank genome assembly.